AUGGUGAUAAAAAUGCUGGAGGAAGCAAAGGAAGAAGAUAGAAGACAGAAGACAGAAGAGAUGGGAAAUGAGAAUGGAGAAAGAAAGGGAGAGUUCAUAAACCAAAACAACAAUGACUUCUUCCUUGAUUCAAUGUCAAUGCUCUCCUCUCUCCCUCCUUGCUGGGACUCUUCUCUUCCCCCUCCUCAUCCUCCUCCUCCGCACUCUCUGACCGUCGACGCCUCUUUCCCCGACCAGUUCCAUCAACCUCAGGAGUCAGGUGGUCCAACAAUAGGCAGCCAAGAUGGGUUGCAGGGACAAGGGACAGUCUCGACCACGAGUGCACCUGUGGCUCGUCAAAAGCCAAGGGUGCGAGCUAGGAGAGGUCAAGCCACCGAUCCUCACAGCAUAGCUGAGCGGUUGAGAAGAGAACGCAUUGCAGAGCGUAUGAAGUCUCUUCAAGAACUGGUUCCCAACACCAACAAGACGGACAAGGCAUCGAUGCUGGACGAGAUCAUCGAGUAUGUUAGAUUCCUUCAGCUGCAAGUCAAGGUACUAAGCAUGAGCAGAUUGGGAGGUGCAGGUGCAGUUGGUCCACGCCUCAACGGUCUCACUUCCGAGGUAGGAGCACGGCUCAACGCCCUCUCUGGACCGUGCAAUGGCUUAAACGGGAAAGGAAACGCAACAGGAUCUUCCAACGAGAGCUUAAGGUCAACAGAAAAUAGGGUGGCAAAGCUGAUGGAAGAAGACAUGGGAUCUGCAAUGCAGUACCUUCAAGGGAAAGGGCUUUGCUUAAUGCCCAUCUCUCUCGCAACUGCAAUGUCAUCUACAUCUAAUCACUCUCGUGGAGCUCUCUUUAACCCCAAAUCCAAUGUGUUAGCAGCAGAGGAGAAAAAUGUAGCAGCAGUAGCUGCACCUGAAGACUCCUCUCCUAUGGAUGAUGUAUCUGCCUCCAAGGGCUAAACCACAGGAUCUCUCAUCAUGUGUUUCAUUUUUCCUGUCUUAAGUCAAACGUUAUCUAUUUACUAUUUUAACUGUAAUGCAUUAAAUAAAUUUACAACACA
This is a messenger RNA of Brassica oleracea var. oleracea, 1043 nucleotides long. RefSeq names its product transcription factor bHLH82-like. NCBI's taxonomy places the organism in Eukaryota, Viridiplantae, Streptophyta, Magnoliopsida, Brassicales, Brassicaceae. Gene Ontology annotation, cellular component: nucleus. The coding region runs from base 1 to 942 and encodes 313 amino acids. Gene Ontology annotation, molecular function: protein dimerization activity; RNA polymerase II cis-regulatory region sequence-specific DNA binding; DNA-binding transcription factor activity, RNA polymerase II-specific. Gene Ontology annotation, biological process: regulation of transcription by RNA polymerase II. The record is from RefSeq and is a predicted model, not a curated record. The transcript is spliced from 5 exons.